CAGAGCAGGGUGUAUUUAUUUAUUGGUCCUAAGACAUUUUUACCUUAACUAAGGUAUUACAAAUCUUAGCGUGGGUGCAAUUUUUGAUUGGAGCAAUGGGUAAGCACAGAACCGCCCAACAGGAUGCAAUAUUUGUCGCUUUCAUGGAGCGGCAUCCAAUCAUCUCGAAAAACUACCUUAAAGGCGACAAGCAAGCGGCUGAAGCAGCUUGGAAGAGAUUAUCGAAGGAGCUGAACAGUGUAGGCCCCCCUGUCAAGGAGGCCUGUGAAUGGAAACGGGUGUGGAAGGAUUGGAAAAGCUGCAUUCGAAAGAAGAUUACCAAUAACCGGCUGGAGGACUCAAAAGCUAGUGGCAAAGGAUCGCUGUACCAAGAUACCCUCACUCCUUUAGAGGACGCGGUUGCCGUGAUUUGUGACUUAUACGACAUGGCAGACACCAUCGCCGAAGCCCGCCCCAAGAACCAAACUGAAACGUCACCAGGCGUGUCUCUGCGAAGCAUAAAAACUGACCACGACGAUGCAACGCUAUCAGAUAAUGAAGAAUAUGAUGACGAAGAUUGCGGCAACCCCAUUAAUACAAGGAGCUUGGGUGUCACGUUAGAACACCGUUUUAACAACUACACGCCACGAACUACUUCUAAAAAACGAAAACUAGUGGAAGAAAAUACUUCAGAAACUGAACAAGACAGUUCCGUUCCGGUACUCCUGGAUAUUGCCAAGGAACUUCGAGAUUUAAAUAGACAAACCCGCUUAAAUGCUCAGAGAACUGAAGCUAAUACGGAGGCAUUAUUAGCUUUGGGUACUCAGAUAUCAGAUUUAAUGCAACAGCAGUUAAAGGAGCGUAAGCGCCUUAACGGAAUUAUGGAGAAAUUUGUACUCAAAAUGGAAUCCGCAGAAUAAAUCCUAAUUCUUUUUUAAAUAAAUCAUCUUGCCCAUCCACAAUAACACA
Molecule: messenger RNA, 948 nt
Organism: Drosophila eugracilis
Lineage: Eukaryota; Metazoa; Arthropoda; Insecta; Diptera; Drosophilidae
Exons: 4
Coding region: 96-899 (267 amino acids)
Cellular component (GO): nucleus
Source: RefSeq, a predicted model, not a curated record